UGGAUUUUCUGAACCAAAGGAAGGUUUUAAGGUAGAAACUGAAAGCAAUCUCAAAUAUACCACGUGAAGAUUGCAGUACCGUAGCCAUGAAUGACAUUGCGCAGAAGACUGAGAUUCUGCUUUCUUCAUCUAAACCCGUCCAAAAAUCCUAUGUGCCCAAGCUUCACAAGGGUGAUGUAAAGGAUAAAUUUGAAGCUAUGCAGAAAGCAAGGGAAGAAAGAAAUCAAAGGCGAUCUAGAGAUGAAAAGCAAAGAAGAAAAGAACAAUAUGUUAGAGAGAGAGAAUGGAACAGGAGAAAGCAGGAGAUGAAAGAACUACUUGCAUCUGAUGAAGAUGACGAUGCAAAAUCAUCUAAAAUAGAAAAAGGUUACGUUCCAAAGCUUAUAGGAACUGUUAAAGGCAAAUUUGAAGAGAUGGAAAAGCAAAGGCAAGAAGAAGAAAGGAAAAGAACGGAAGAGGAACGAAAGCGCAGAAUUGAGCAGGAUAUGAUUGAGAAAAGGAAAAUUCAAAGAGAAUUGGCAAAAAAAGCCCAGGAGAUUGAUGACUUAAACAAUACGGGAACUGAAUCAGGAGAAGAGGAGGGGGAUGAUUCACUGCUGGUUAGAGUAGUGCCUGUAAAACCCACCAAAACACCUGGAACGAUGAAAAUAAACUUUGAGAACACAGGAAAAGAAAGAGCAGAACAAAUGCAGAGGGGWGAUGAAGAAAAGAAGCUAAAAUAUGAGAAACACAAACAACCUCUUAAAGAAGCCAAGUGCCUUUCAUUUGUCAUGAGUGAGAACACAGAUAACGAAACCCAAGAGCCUCUUUCUCCUGGUAAGCUGAAAGUAACYUUUGAAGAACUGGAAAGACAGAGACAGGAAAACCAAAGGCGGCAAGCAGAGGAAGAGGCGAGGCAGCGAUUGGAAGAUGAGAAACGGGCCUUUGAAGAAGCUAGACAGCAAAUGAUAAGUGAUGGUGCUGAUGAAGAAUCUGAAAAUUCUGUUAAGGAAUUCCGUCCUGGUAAACUCAAGCUCAGUUUUGAGGAGAUGGAAAGACAGAGGAGAGAAGAGGAAAAGAGGAAAACAGAAGAAGAAGCAAGACGGCGCAUAGAAGAGGAGAAAAGGGCGUUUGCUGAAGCAAGGAGGAAUAUGGUGCUGGAUGACGAAUCACCAGAAAUGUUUAAAACAGUUUCUCAAGAAUCUCUCAUCCCUGGUAAACUGGAAAUUAAUUUUGAGGAGUUGCUGAGACAAAAAAUGGAGGAAGAGAAGAGACGCACGGAAGAAGAGCGCAGGCAAAAGUUGGAAAUGGAAAAGCAAGAAUUUCAGCAGCUGAGACAGGAAAUGGGAGAGUUAGAAGAAGAGUCUGAAACUUUUGAACUAAGCAAAGAAUAUGAAGAAUUAAUGAAGUUAAAAAGAAGUGGCUCCAUUCAGGCAAAAAACUUAAAAAGCAAGUUCGAAAAAAUAGGACAAUUGUCUCAAGAAGAAAUACAGAAAAAGAUUGAAGAAGAGCGAGCCAAGAGAAGAGCAAUGGAUGAAGAAAUAAGAGAAAGGGAAGCAGAGAAAUUCCAAGAGGASGAUGAGGUAGAUGUGAGACCAGCCAAGAAAUCCGAGGCUCCGUUUACUCAUAAAGUAAACAUGAAGGCCCGUUUCGAGCAAAUGGCAAGAGCCAGAGAAGAGGAAGAACAGAGAAGAAUUGAAGAGCAAAAAUUACUACGCAUGCAGUUUGAACAAAAAGAGAUUGAUGCUGCACUGCAGAAGAAAARGGAGGAGGAAGAGGAGGAGGAAGGAAGCAUUAUUAAUGGUUCUACUUGCGAAGAUGAGGAGGAUCAAGCUCGAUCUGGAGCUCCCUGGUUCAAGAGGCCACUAAAAAACACCUCAGUGGUUGACGGGGAACCCGUGAGAUUCACUGUUAAAGUUACUGGSGAGCCCAAACCUCAAGUCACCUGGUGGUUUGAGGGGGAAAUGCUGCAGGACUCUGAGGACUAUCAGUACAUCGAAAGAGGAGAAACCUAUUGCCUUUAUCUGCCAGAAACCUUCCCAGAAGAUGAAGGGGAAUAUAUGUGUAAAGCAGUCAACAACAGAGGCACGUCUGCUAGCACCUGUAUUCUCACCAUCGAAAGUAAGAGCUAA
Messenger RNA from Nothoprocta perdicaria, 2111 nucleotides. RefSeq names its product nexilin F-actin binding protein (gene NEXN). Lineage: Eukaryota; Metazoa; Chordata; Aves; Tinamiformes; Tinamidae. The coding region runs from base 87 to 2111 and encodes 674 amino acids. Gene Ontology annotation, biological process: mitochondrial fusion. The record is from RefSeq and is a predicted model, not a curated record. The transcript has 13 exons.